Molecule: messenger RNA, 2925 nt
Organism: Solea senegalensis (Senegalese sole)
Lineage: Eukaryota; Metazoa; Chordata; Actinopteri; Pleuronectiformes; Soleidae
Product: ubinuclein-1-like
Exons: 14
Coding region: 146-2575 (809 amino acids)
Cellular component (GO): nucleus
Source: RefSeq, a predicted model, not a curated record
GGCCGUGUGUGGAGUGGCUCGGGUGAACACACCUGCACCUACUUUCACUUAAUUAAACCCGUCCGCGCGUGUGUGUGUGUGUGUGUGUGUGUGUUUGUGUGUUUUGAAACAAAACCUGAGCGGUUCGACGUUGUUGUCCACUGUAAUGGCGGAGUCCCGCAGAAUUCCGUUAACCACUUUGUCCUGUGAUCUACCGUCGUCCUCUGUCCAGACCCAAAAGUGUCCAUCAUGGACAGGUGUACUGCCGGGAGAAGACAACCGUCCAGACCGGACCGCUAACACCGACACGGUCCGCCUGGUCCUGACGUUAUCUGAGGCUGAUGAGCAGAGUUUUCCAGAGUUCAGCUACAGUCAGCUCAUCGAGAACAAGAUCAAGCACUCGAACAAUAAAGUCCCAUUGAGCAAGUUUGAAGAAGAGAAGAGAGAGACUGAUGAAAUUGCUUCCAUUACAAGGAAACUGGAAGCAAAAUAUGGGGGAAAAGCAGAGAAAAAGAAGGACCGCAUUCAGGAUCUGAUUGAUAUUGGUUAUGGUUAUGACGAUGAAGAUUCUUUUAUUGACAACUCUGAGGCUUACGAUGAGUUUGUUCCUGCUGCCAUCACAACAAAAUUUGGUGGAUUCUACAUCAACUCUGGGGUGCUGCAGUUCCGCCAGGUGUCUGACUCGGAGACUGAGAACUUCACAACAGAGCAGACAAUCCUUGAGCUCUCGAAGAAACGUAAAGUCAAUGAUGGACAGGAGAAGCCGAAGAAGAAACGCUGCAAAGAGGACGAAGCGAUGAACACCAACAUGGAAGCUAGGUUAAGCACAUUGUCUGACAAUGGACUGAACGAUGAGAUGAAGAGAAAGAAGAAGAAAAGGGUCGUGGGCACACUCAGUGUCACAAGCAUGUUGAAGAAGUUUCAAAGAGAGAAGGAGAAGGAACGACAGAGAAUGGAGAAGGCAAACCAGAAGGUGGCGGUGAUCCCUCGUGUACCCACAAUCCCUCUGUGUCCGGCAGAUGCAGCUGGCGGCGGAGGCUCUGGGAUGACUGAUCCUCUCCUUAGUUUAAUUGGAUCCAUCAACGACCACGCUCUCAUCCAAGCCGCCAGCACGGUGGAUUUUGAUAUCGAUUUGGUCUCGUUAUUAGACGCCACUGAAGAGACUCUGUCACCAAAAUUGGUUCCACAACCUGCCACCGAGACGCAACUCAUUCAACCCAAAACAAAUAAUCCUAACGAUGCUCAAGCCCGACCUUCAAACACAAAGACUAAUUAUUCGCCAAAGAUUCAACCUGAACAACCCCAGCCCCAGUCAGAAGCCAGUUCCUGCUCAUCGCAUCAGUGUGUUCCUCUACCAGAGGGCCUCACCCCAGGACUAGAAGAGGCUGUGAAGAAACUCAUGAUGGCUGUCAAAACGUCAGAGGGCGAGUCGAAACUCAAGUUCUUCACACCAGAGAUCAACUCAAUCCUGUUAGAUGUUGAGUUGCAGUGUCGGGAGCACGGCGGUCCGCUGCGCUCCAAGCUCUACACACAUUUGUCGUCUUUCCUGCCCUGUAGCAGAGAUACGCUCCUCAAACGCAUCAAGAAGCUUCUGCUCACUCGCAUGGAGGAGCCCCCGGAUAUGGAGGAUUCCGUACAGAAACUAAGCGAGGCCAUCGGUAAAGCGAUGCCUGAACAGAUAGCGUGUUACCAAGCAAACUGUCAAGCAUAUGAACAACUGAAAGCUUCAAAGGCAACAGAAGAGGCCACUGAGGGCAAACUGAGUGAGGACAAUGUGGAGGAGAAAGGUGUGACAAGAGGAGGUCCCAAGAAGGUGUUCCGAUGGAAUGAGGAGAUCAGAGAGUGUCUGUGUGAUGUGCUGAGGGCAAAAAUGGACAAAUAUGAGAAGGAAAGGAGCGAGAGUCAGGAGGUAGAGGAGUACCUGAAGACCCUGCUGGACAGUGAGGUGAAACCUCUGUGGCCGAAGGGUUGGAUGCUGUCCAGGACACUGAUGCGAGAGAGCAGGAAGCUAUUGGGCUCCUUUGCUUCGCUGCCAGGAAAAAAGGCCAGACCAGAUAAGAAGCAGUCCUCCACCAUUGGUACAUCAGGGGUUCCACCUCUAGAAGUACAAGUCCCCCAGAAAACUGAUGACAUCUCAGUUGAAGGCUCAAGUAUUUCCAUGUUUAUUCCACCUGAUGCUACGACGAAGGAAGCUGCUGCUCCCCUGAUAAAAAGUGAAGGGACAACAGUUGCUGCUGCUUCUUCCACACCUAUUUCUACACAACCUCCGCUCAGUGCCUCAGCUGCUCCGUCUCACUCGCCUCUGGAGCUUCUCGCUGAUCAAGCGUUGGCUCGAGGGCAACCUCUCAUGGUUCCCCAGGGGAUCCUCGCAGCAGCCAUCAUCAAAUACAAACUUUCAGGUCAGCACUGGAAUGGUUUUGGGGUGAACAUGAAAAGUCCUCCUCCCCCUCCUCAGUCCAGCCCAGUUGGCUUCCCAGAGGUCAGGGUGUGUCAGGCGGUUUUGCCUCAGCUCUUGCAGACGGGAGACUUCGCCAAGAAUUUGGAGGCUGAGCAAGUGCAGAGAAUGUCUGACGAUUCUGUCGUCAUCAUACCAUGACCGUUCUGAUGCACAUUUACCUACAAUGAGAGCGCUGCACACGAAGAUGGACUGGACACACGACGAGAUUAUAAUAAACCGUAAUAACCAGCUAAUGUUAAUAAACCUGCCCGUCUGUGGCCACAGUCGGAAUAAGAUUUUCUGUUUGUCUUUUAAUUGUUUUAGAUAGGUUAGUCAUCUGAGAUUGGAAGAGUUUUGAGUAAUACUUGAAUAGUCGGGUGAAUUGAUUGCCCACAGUUUGACAAAUAACCCUAUUAUAAUAAUGAUAAUAAUAUGUACUGGAAAUGUUUUCGUUUUUUUUUCUAAUGUAAAAGUUCUAUUUGGAAGUAAUAAAUAAUAAAGAGUUUAAA